GGCAGUACAAUGUAGUGUUGCUAAGCGUUUCAAGCGCGAAAGUCCCGUUCAAAAAAACUGGCAGAGCCAAGCUCAAUCUCAAAUUUAAAGCAGAUUAAGUGAAAAUGUUUGUCAAAAUCAAAUUUGAGCCAGGCUGUGGCAAGCCGAAUUUCUUCUCAUUGGAAGACAAUGCCACAAUUCAUGAUUUGAAAAUCAAAAUGGAGUCAAUCAUUGAUAUACCGGCGGAUUGCCAAGAGAUUCACACUUUGUCCACAUCGCUGGAGAAUAGUGUUGUGCUCUCUUCUAUGGUGCAGCCGAAUGAUACAAUAUCGAAGACUCCCGCCGUAAAUGACAGUGGAAUUGGGAUCAAUGGCGCCGCUAUAUCCCUAUAUAGUAACAACAAAUUCAUUUGCUUCCUGCAGUUUUACAACGAGAUUGAAGGUAAUAUACAGGGGAAUUUCUUCGAUCAGGUCGAGGGUGACAAUGGAAAACCACGUAAAUUGCCACCCAUUGAUCAGGUGCCUCAAUAUAUUGAAACUCUGGACACUGACUCUUGCCCAUCGACGUGUUCUAGUAGCAGCAGCACUUCCGACAGUUCUGAUAGCCUCGAAGGAUCUGCCAGCGAUGAAAGCGGUUCGGGAAUCUCAAUAAAGCGUAAACGAAAGUUUACCCAAGAUUCGACCUCAUCCAAAAGGGUUUGCAAUGCAUUAUCGGAAGAUCCCAAGCCACAAAUUCAGGCGACAUGCGCCAAGGUUAUCGAAUGUCCCAAAAAGUCACCAGAGAAGUGCUCCAAGUCCAAUGAGCCGACGUUCUCCCCGUUGUCGUCUUCGACGCCGUUGCCGCCUCCUUAUGUAUGUGUCGAUCCAGAACAUCGUCAUCUCAUGCUGGUCAUCAGCACAGAUUUGCCCGAUAAGGAUUUCAGUGGCCUACUCAACUAUUUCUAUACCCUGUUCGAGACCUCUCAGAAUUGUAAUCGCUUUCAGUUCAAUGAGAAGCACUCGGUGGACAAAUUCGAUGACAAAUUGUGGUUGACAUGCGCCAACAAGGAUACCUUCGAAUGGGUAACCCGCAGUCUAAGCUCUCUAAGCAGCUAUAAGUCCUCAUCCUUUGUGGAACAUUUCAAUCUCAUUGACUGUAGCAUCGUUUUGCCAAAAGUUGUCAAAAAUAAGCCAUUGGCCAGUGUUUUCCAACUGCUAGAACUCCAAAAUUCGGGUCUGCACACAGGCAAAUGGUGUGUGUUGCAGCGGAAGACGCUACUGCCCACCUCCGAAGAUUACAAGGAAAAGGCGAUUACCUAUAUUUGUGACAAUGAGGAGGUCCUACUCCGGAUUGAUCAAGACUCUAUGGAUUUUCUAAAAACAAAAGAAUUUAAAUUAAAAUAUUGUUUUUGGACCAUUCAUUUUCCGCUGUUGUAAACUUUUAAUGCAAAAUCAAAUUGUUAUGAAUAAAAAUCGUUUGUUAAAAAAUGUUCCCAGUGAAUGUAAAUUAAUCGAUCCUAGAGAGAGAG
Molecule: messenger RNA, 1486 nt
Organism: Drosophila willistoni
Lineage: Eukaryota; Metazoa; Arthropoda; Insecta; Diptera; Drosophilidae
Exons: 3
Coding region: 105-1394 (429 amino acids)
Source: RefSeq, a predicted model, not a curated record